CCCCCAAAGCUCUAGUUCUCUUCCUUCAGAAGGCACAGCCCUGCACAGAUUAUUUCUUGGUCACACCUUUAGCAAGAUCUAAAGGAUUCAACGUAUUGCAAGCCUGUCGCUUUGGAUUUAGCUCUGUUUGGACCCCUCUCUGCCACUGGGUGACAAUCAGGUAAGGUUCCUAUGGUUCACUCCUAUAGGACAGUAAGUACUCCUUUAAAAGCAGAGUACUGUCAAAGCACAAAUGAAAAGGAUAAUUUCUAACCAUAGUUUCUGAGUAUAGAUCGUACUUGGUUCACGCAUUGAUUUCAUUGUAGCUGAAUUUUAUAGAAAUUUGUAGAUUCCUGAAACGUAGUGUACAUUUGAGAGCUACGUAUUCUUUUCCAUUCUCUAUUCUAAUGUGAGCAGUGCAAAAAAAGUGUACACAUAUUUAUCUUUUAUAUACUCAUUGACUGCACAUGAAACCUUCACAUUGACUGGCAAUGAUAAGUGUUUCAUUAUAAUAGUUGAAGUGCUGUACUAUUUACUAUUCUACUGAUUUCUACUGAUAUAAUAUCAGAGACCACUCUAAGUUACUUGCGUUUGUAAGGGUCUCCUCAAAUCCAGGCCUGUUUAUGUAUACCAAGUCCCAGUAACACGUUUCAAGAACACAGCUUUAAAAUACUUUAUAAAUCCUUUUAAAGAUAUUUCAUUUGAGCAGAGUUAUUUCUUGAGAAGUUUUCUUUUUUAUUCUUGCAUCAUGAAAUUUUCCUUUUAUUUACCCCUUUGUAUAAUGUGGCAGAGUACAUUGGUGCAUUUUAAGUAAAUUGAUGUUUUCCGUGAAUAUAAUUGACAUUUUAAUGAUAUGCCGCUAGACUAAACAAAGGAUACAUCUGCUAAAUAUUCACAUCCAUGCAUCUAGUAUGCAUUUAUUUACAUUGCACUAACAGUGAGUAAAAAUUGUCAAGGCAAAUUUAAUAUAUGAUUACAAAAAAGGAUUUCGUAUCAUUACGUUCAAUAUACCAAAGAAUUAAAUAUCUUCGUCAAUCUGUCAUUAUAAAAGCAAGUACAGAAUGUCUCAGUGGUACAGAAUUAGCCAUGUGGUGACUUAAUUUUGUCCUCAUAUUUGCAUUGUGGAAUGUGUUGAUACUUUAUAAAUAAAUAGAUUACAUAAUUAUUAAUAUAUCACUGAAUACUUUAUGUAUUUUUUUUUUUUUAUCAUAGUAAUCUAUGCCAUAUGAAGUGAGGAUUUUACUAUAAAGUUUAUGUGGAUCCACAAUUACUAUAAAUCCCUGCCUUUAGUAUAGGCAAUACCACUUCCCAAUAAAGAUGUUUUAGUCAAUUUUGCCAACCUGGGAAAGAUGCCUAAUAUUAGGUCCAGCUCUAUAAACCAUGUGUGGCAUAUUUCUACAUAAUCCCAAUAAACGGCUAUUAGGAUUGUGCAGCGUUAUGAUGCCACGUGUGGUAUGUAGAACAUGACAUGAAGUGAGGCUUCUCUCCCAGGUUUGACGCAAAUAACUAAACGUUCUUUAUUGGGAGGUUGGCUGGACAUUAAUAGAAUUCUGCUAUACUCAGUAUUUAGGCUUUGGUAGAUCUCAGAAGCUUAAACCCUGCCAUAUUUAAUAUUCGGUAUAUAGUGUGUUACCAUGUAAGGAGGGCAACAAAGAGAACACAUGGGGUGUAACAAAUGAACACAGAUGGCAUAAAUUAAUAGAAAAGGGAGACAGCAAAAUGUCAAUAAGUGAGAACUGCAGACAAUUACCCCACCCAAAGAAAACAAAACGCGAGGACAAAAAUUUACAUUACUGAAAAUUAUGCCACAGUGGUAGAAGAUGAUGACGAGAAAAUUUCAGGGCAUUUUAUUACAGAGGUUAAAAAAUGGAUGGACAAGGCAUUAUAUCAUUUAUACAAGGAGAAGGUUCAGUAUAGGUGUCCCUUGUCUAUAUUGCUAAAAGUGAACACACAAGGUGUUAAAAAAGGGGAUCCCUCUCAACCUUCUAGGAUAAUACAAAAGUAAAAGACAGGUAAGGGCUGCGCCACAUGUGAUAGGAUAAAUUACAGAUAAAAUGAAAUAUAUAAAACAUAGAAUAGAAUAAAAUAAAUAUGUGGGUGAGAUAAAGACAAGAUAACCUAAUAGUGCAGUAAGUCAGGGCUAAGUAGGCCUGUUAUUAAAAAUAAUAGUAAUACACUCACAUUUUUUUUUAGGUUAUCUUGUCUUUAUCUCACCCACAUACUGAGACCAAAGACAACAAGACCCCCCAAGUAUAAAGAACCUAGGAACAACAGUUGAACUCACCUCCUGAAUAAGAGACAAUUUUAUAAAUGACAAUUUGCACAUCUGGAAUAAGACUCACAGAAUUUUUUUUUAUUCUAUUUUAUGUUUUAUAUAUUUCAUUUUAUCUGUAAUUUAUCCUAUCACAUGUGGCGCAGCCCUUACCUGUCAUUUAUUUUCAUAUUGGUAAUUAUUCUCAACAGCAAGAAUGAGAUUUACAAACUUAGAAAAUAUGGUAAUCAGCUAAUGGUAAAAACAAAAGUGGUACAACUUGUAUUAUAUACUGAGCAUGAAAAGUGAAUGUAAAUUAUUACAAUUAGGAUUUUCUUACUUUCUUCUUUUAUUAAUGGGCUUCAUGUGUUCCCCUCCCAGAUUCCUACAUUGCAUUACUUUCAUGUACACGGUCAUUCUAAUAAGCAAAAAAUAAAAUACGUAAAAAUAUGCAGCAAAGAGUAUCAGUUAAGGAACACUUCACACAACUAAUUGUCCUCUGUUAUUUAUUUUACAAAAAGUGCAGGUUUCAAUUGAAAUUGGCACUUUUAUAUAUUAACCAUACUUUGCUGUCAAUCAGAAAACCAGCCCUGUCACUUCCUGGUAGUUUAACUCAACAGCUAAAUUCAAGAUGCAACAAUUGCUCAGAGCAUCUGCCUUGCAAUGACUUCUCAUUGAGCUUUUUUAUAUACAUCCCCAAUGAAAGAAAAUCAAUAAUUAAAUACAUGCAUGCUUUUUAUUAUUUAAUAAAUAGUGAUUUAUUUUUGUAUUUGGGCACGGAGUACCCUUUUAAAAAUAUCCCACCAGAUUUCCGAUAGAAAUCCUUGUAUUUCAUCAACUUUUUAUUUGCAAGUUGGAUAGGUGAAGCACAGUAUGUCCUAAGCAAUGUGAAAAUAAGCUUUGUGUAUAUGUUUCUAUCUAAAAAAGGAUUCUGGGAAAAUGUUGACAUUAUUUUCUCUGUCAUCAGAAUAGACAGACAGUAAUCAAAAAAUGAUUCUAACAUCCUAACUAGUGGAACAAACCUUAUAAAAAGGACAACAAUUAAAAGGACACCACGGCAUCAAAACAACUUCAGCUUAAUUAAGCAGUUUUGGUGUAAAUAUCAUGCCCAUGCAGUCCCACUACUGAAAUCUAUGCCAUUUAGGACUUAAAUCACCUUUUUUUUUUCUGUUUAUGCAGCUCUUGGCUGUGACUAACACAGCCUGCAUGAAAAAAUGGCCCUGCAGGGUAUAGAAGGAUAUUAACAGUAUUAACAGAGCAGGAGAUACGACAUUCUAAAUUAAAGAGAAUGUGCAAUAAAGGUGUAUAAUAAAAUAAACGUGUAAACAUUAGAUGACUCUUUACAGGAAGUGUUAAGGAAAGCCGUACAAGUCACAUGCAGGGAGGUGUGACUAGAGAUAUAUAAGCAAAGUUAUUUAACUUCUAAAUGGCACAGAAUAGAGCAGUAAGACUGUAGGGCCAUGAUAUAUGCACCAACACUGUUUCAUUAACCCCUUAAGGACACAUGACAUGUGUGACAUGUCAUGAUUCCCUUUUAUUGCAGAAGUUUGGUCCUUGAAGGGGUUAAGCUAAAGUUUUUUGAGUGAUUAUAAUGUCCCUUUAAACCAGAGCAUUCUAAAGCUCUGAAUACAUGUCUAUGCUGUUUUACUCCCUUUUCAUCUUGUCUUUAUUUAUUAGAGAGCUAAGCAGUGAGGCUUCAUGGGCAUUAUCUAUACACCAAAACCACUUUAUUAAGUGAAAGUUGUUUUGAUGCCUAUAGUAUCCGUUUAAAACUUUGGUAAAUAAACAUGUUUGCCAGAAAAUUCAGUUUCAGUUACCAUUGGAAAUAUUUUUUAAAUUAAAAAAAAUAAAAUAAGCAGAGACCAUGCAAAUUACAUUUACCUUUCACUGUUGAUAUUUGGGGGUUGACCUGAUUCCAUUUCUAAAAGUGCCUGUAAUUAAGAACCAGCUUGUUGACCUACUGCAUGUGAGAGAAUGAGGUCUCUGCACCACGCCUUUCUUGACAUUCUUUUCUUCUCCUAGGCAUACUAUUAAGAACUGCCAGGAUAUGUAACUAAUCCAAGUAAUCUCCAUUAUCUAGUCCAGUACAAUGUGCAGACAUGUAAUAAGGAAGCAGUAAGAUGUAGACCUGUGACUUUUUCCACUGGACAGCACAACCUAUCAGUGGCCUCCUUGAAGUGGUAAAGAAUGGUUCAGGGAUCUAAAAAAAAAGUAAGGCUUGUUAGGAGAUAUCAGUAAGUGUAAAAUUACAAAGCUGGAUAAUGUAAGGUGAAUAAAACAUGGUGUUUAAGAAUAGACAAGGUAUUUGCAACAUAUAUAACAAAACUGUCUUUCAGGUGCUAGAAUUUUAAAAAUGGCUUAUUCACUUUCACUUCACUUGACAUUUUUCUAAAUGAUUGAAGUGGUUAUGGUGCCUGGAGUUCAUGGACGACAGGUAUUACAUGACUGCUAAACAGUUUAUUCAAGGUUUAGCAGAGAUACUCAGCUUGCCUCCUGGCCUCCACUUACCAUUAUUCCUCCAACAUUAGUAAAAAGGAGGGUUGAUACCUACGCCAGUCUCCCAUGCUUGCUGUAUGUGCUAAACAGCAAGCAGCCAGAGACAUUGUGAUUUAUUUGUAUUUUUAAGGAACCUUUCUGCAAAACAAGGUAGAUGUAUGGCACCCCGGUUAAAUAUCUUUAAUCAAUUUAUUGUGUAGCUAACUCUCUGCAGAGGAAGACCCCCAGUUGUUUUCACAUAGAUUCUGAUGCCAAGAGAUAUGCAAUAUCUUUGGUACAUAUUAAUUUAGCAAUAAUCAUUAAAUAAAGAUAUCUUAUUCUUGCAUGAUAAAAAUUUAAAAAACUCUGUUCUUGGGCAAACUGAUAAACAGACCCCAUAUAAAUCCUUUUUUUUUUCUUCUUCCAAUAAACUGGUUAUACAACUUUGAUGAAAUACUACACCUAAAUGUCUUAGGUGUAGUUCAUAUAAUACAUUUCACCUGCAAAUGCUUGCCUUUAACUCAUUCACAACUGACUGCUUUUAAUUCAAAAUGAAUUGAUCUCUUUAUAGAGAAUAUGGAAUACAUAGCUAAAAAAUAAAUUUAAAACACAACAAAUGUGUGUAUUGAUUGCUGUUUAGGAAACAUUUUAAAUUUUAAAAUCAAGUUUGCAAAAUUGCCAUUUAAAAAAACUCUCAUUUUUAUUUACAAACCAAUGUUAGGAAAAAUGUAACAAUACCUGCACAGGACUCUUCACACCAUAACCAAUAUAGUGGACUGUACUAAUUAUGGUACUUAGCAGGGGCAUACCUGGAGCAUUUGGCACCCAGGGCAGAUCCUAUAUUUGGUACCCCCUUAAAAAUGUGGGGGGAAAAACACCCGCAAAUUUUUAAUAACAUACACAGACACAUAGGUACACACAUGCAGUUACAUAGAAACAGUCAUACACAGACAAACACUGGCACAUACAGAUAGACACACAGAUACAAACACACAUAUAGAUAAAAACACACACAUACAGACACAGAGAGACACACACAGACACACAUACAGAUAGAGACACACACAUACAGACACAUUUAUACAAACACAGACACACAAACAGAUACACAGGCACACACUGACACAUACAGAUACACAUAUACCAACACACAUACAGAUACACAGACACACAUGUAUAAGUGUGUGUGUUUGUAUAGUGAAUGCAGUGUGUGUGCUUGUAUAGUGGAUAAUUGUGUGAGGGAAGGGAUGAUUUGGGGGGGUGAAGUGAGAGGGAGCUCAGGGAGGGGGGUGAGGAUGAGAGGGAGAGGGUGAGGAUGAGAGGGAGGGGGUGAUUGUUAGAGGGUGGGGGUGAUUGUGAGAGAGGAGGGUGAUUGUGGGGGUGAUGUGAGGAGGAGGGUGAUUGUGAGGGAGGAUGAUGAUUGAGGAGGAGGGUGAUGAGAGGGAGGAGUGAGAGAGGAGGAGCUGGGGGGUGAGUAUGAGAGGGAGGGUGAUUGUUGGGGGGGGUGGUGUUAGGGGGAGUGAAUGAGUGAGGGAGGGGAGAGUGGUGGGAGGGGUGAUUGUGAGGGGGUGAGAGGAAGGGGGUGUGAGGGGGUGAUUGUGGGAGGGGGUGAUGAGGAGAGGGAGGGGGUGAUGAGUAGAGGGAGGGGGGGUAAUGUGAUGAGGAGAGGGGGGGUGAUGCAGGGGGGACUAAAAAAUUACCUUAAAUCCCUGGUGGUCCAGUGGGGGCUGCCUGGUGGUCCGGUGGCCAUCAGCAGUGUGCAGAGCUGCAGACCAUGGAUCUCGCGAGACUCAAUCAGAGCGUUGCCGUGGUAAGCCGCGGCAACGCUCUGAUUGGGCAGUGCUCGCCAGACACAUGGUCUGCAGCUCUGCACACUGCGUAGCUGCAGACCGGUCUCGGUAAUGGGUGCAGGAGUGGCAUUGCAGUCUGCCCCAAGCUCCCCCUAGUGAGUGGCACCAGGGGACCGCCCCCCCGCUCCCCUCUUAGUACGCCAGUAGUACUUAGACUACCCUUUUAAAAGGAAUACAAAUAUUGGGAGGUCUAGAAGGCCAACAAGUGAUUGUACUCACCUCUUACGAUCCUUUCCAGUGGAGACCCACUCCACUUUCAAGCAAACAGAUUCACAAAGGCAACAUUUGAAGGCACUAAUACUGGGUCCGUUUCGCACCAGGGCCCCAUGGAUUGUGUGUACGCCACUGUCUGUAUGUGAAAGAAGCAUCAGAUCAGGAAAGGACAAUGCAGGAUGGUUGGUAGCAGGGUUGGUAAUUCUCAAGCAAGAAAGUAAAUCAAUACAACUAUAUGCCUGUACACAGUAAAUACAGAUGUCUUUAAAAAACAGUUGUCUGUCCUGUAGAGAGCAUUACAGAUUGCUUCUAUCCCCACCCUCAGACCUGGUAUAUUAGAAUCCUUGUAAAUUUAAUCCAUAUAGGCACCAUUACUGUGUAGGAGUGGCAGUGUUAGUACAAGCUGCGGGGGGACUGACCAGAGAUUCGGCAAACUACUUUAUUUUACUAAGUGAAAAGUAACAUUGGAGUGAUGGGAAGGUUAAGGGAAACCAAGCUUAUGUGUGCAUAGGGUUGUGAGGGAAAAAGUUAAAGGAACUCUAUAGCGUUAGGAAUGCAAACCUGUAUUCCUAACGCAAGAGGGUCCCUAGUUUUAUAGGUGUGUGUGGUCCCCACCUGAGUAAAUAAAGUGUUAAAAAAUGUUUUUACUUCUUUUCAAUGACGAGACUAAAUGCUGCAUUGCCUUAAAAAGAUAAUGUAAUGAGAAGAAAAAAAACUAAUUACUUUUAACUAGUAUAGUAAAGAUGCUGUAACACGUCAGCUGCAAAACAACAUAAAAUAGACUUACAGUGUGUCUUGUAUGAAAAAAAAGUAACAUGAAAAUAUUUAACUGUAUUAGGAAAGAUAAAUUAUUGUACUUUAGAGCUUAGCACUGAAAACAGUUCCAGUUCCUUUUAUGUUGCAAUCAUUGGUAGUUCCUGGGAUUGUUGAAGAAGUAAAGCUCUCACACUUUCUGUGACAUCACAUCAGUUGGCUCAUCAAAUCAUCGGCCUCACCUAGGCACAUGGAAAAAUUUAAUUUCUUUAGCAUGAGUCUUUGACAAAAAUGCCAGCUCAGAAAAUAAAGAAUGCUGUACUCACAUAAUUGGAACUUCAUCUGUUAAAUUAAGGACACAAGGUAACUGGACUUGUGUAUAAAAGAUAAUCAAUCAUUUGUUUAGGAAUAGUCACUCGCCAAUAAGUGGGACAUUUUUAUCAGGUUAAAACUUGGACCAGGUUAUAAAUCGAUCUUCACUAAAACUAAAAAUCAAAUGCAAGAAUGGAGUGUUCUUAUGCUGCUCUAAUACUAAAUCUCUAAAAUUAUAUUUUUAAUUGAAGGGGCACUGUAAGCAACAAAACAACUUUUGCAUAAUGCAGUUGCUUUGUUGUAUAGAUCAUGUCCCCUGCCGUGUAACUGCUCAAAUGUAUACCAUUUAGUUAAGUUAAAUCACUUAACUUGCGCAGCUGUAGCUUCACCUCCCCAGAGCCCACAUGUUUUAGGGUCCCUUAUUGCACUAUGUGUAUAAUUUAGACAGUCUUGUCCCCAUUCUCAGUUAAUUGCCUUUGGUAUGACAUUAAAGGUUAAUUUACUGAACAGGGGAUAAAAUCCUUUAAAGUAAACAUACUAUGCUGUAAAAAAAAUAUCAUGUGCGAGUCACAGCCUGGGGAGAUGUGGCUUUGUCUACUGAACAAAGUAAUUUAACUCCUUAAUGGCAGAGAAUUGAGGAGUGAAAAUGCAGGUGAAUGCCCAAUACACCAUAGCUUUAUUACGCCAAAGAUGUUUUGGUGCUUAGAGUCUCAAUUUAAUUGUUAUUUCUUCAAGAAUAAGUAUGAUCAAUACAAGACAAAUUAUUGAGCCAUAUGUCCUAAAUGAAAGCAUACCAAUUAAUAAAGAAUAGCUAUGUAUUGCUAAUUACAAGUCCAAACAAAUGAAGUGACUACAAUCUAAAGGUUCUAUUAAAGAUGUUGGUCUGUUUCCCUUUACAUGGAGCAUUAAGCUGCAUGGGCUUUGAAACAAUGUAGAGUCACUUCAAAAUCUAAUAGUACAUGUAAAAAAAACUAUGUAAAGUUCAGGGCCGGUGCAAGGAUUUCUGCCGCCCUCGACAAAGAUCCAUGUUGCCCCCCCCUUCAUGUCACACACUCACUGACAGACACACACACACACUGACACACAUACACUCACUGAUGCACACACACAGAAACACACUGACAGACAUUCACUCACUGACACAUACACUCACUGACAGACACUCACUCACUGACACACAAACACACACACACUCACUGACAGACACACACACACUCACUGACAGACAUACACUCACUCACUGACAGACACACACACUUAUUGACAGACAUACACUCACACAUACGCACACUUACUGACAUACAUACACUCACACACACAUACUCACUGACAGACAUACACACACUCACUGACAGACAGACAUUCACUCACUGACACACACACAUACAGACACUUACUGACAUACAUACACUCACACACACAUGCUCACUGACAGACAUACAUACACACACACACACUGACAGACAUACUCACUCACUGACAGAUAUACACUCACUCCCCGACACACACACACACUCACUGACACACACACUCACUGACAGACACACAGACACUCACUGACAGACAUACACUCACACACACAUACUCACUGACAGACAUAAACACACACACACACACUCACUGACAGACAUAUACUCACUGACCGGCACACACACACAGACACUCACUGACAGAAUACACUCGCACAGACACACACACUUACUGACAGACAUACACUCACACACACAUACUCACUGACAUACACACACACACACACUGACAGACAUAAACUCACUCACUGACACACAUACACACUCAUUGAAAGACAUACACUCACUGACAGACAGACACACACACACACACACUCACUGACAGACAUAUACUCACUGACAGACACACACACAAACACUCACCUCCCUGGGGUCCAAUGUGGGGCAGCUCCUCACUCCUCCAGUGUGCCGUUUAGUAUGCCGGGGCUGGAAUUACGUCAUAUCCUGGCUCCCGGCAUCACAGAGGGCGCAUGAGGGAGGAGUGAGAGGCUGCAAGAAGAGCCUCCCUCGCCGCCUGCCUUCUCCGUCCCACUCUCCUCCGGCCACCGGGAUUUGAUGGGUUUAGGGGUUAGGUAUGGGGUCAGGCUUAGGGUUUAGGGUUAGCGCUUAGGAGUUAGGAGUAGGGUUAGGGUCUUACCGAAGUUCCGAAUUGACGAAGUCCAGAAUUUCAGAAGUGCCGAACCGAACCGAAUGCCAUUGGUCCGAAUUGCCAAAGCAGACAAAUAUUUUUACUUACUCGAAUUUCUGAACCAAACCAAAUUUGUUGCCCAUGCACAUCCCAAAUAGCCUUUAUGUUUCUCACCUUAAGCCAAGUGAUGCUAGGUACACUCUGCAGCAGGUACUCCCUAUCCCUAGUCCCUUUAAUGCUAAACCACACUAAUUAUUGCCACUCAUAAACCUCAUGUCCUCCUAGCACCACUACAAUGGUAUGAGACUAAUGUAUUGGGUAUAAUGAUGUAUACUACAUCCCAAUACAGCAUUAAACACACCAGUAUAUCCCUCAUAGAAAUUAUGUAAUUCUGUAAUUUUAAACAGUUAGACAUUAUUAUUUAAACUGUUAUGACAUUUCAAUACAGUGCUAUAAUAGUCUAAAAUUAAAGCAUUUAAAAAGUUGACAUUUUCAAAGUGAAUUACUUCUUCAUAUACAAUAGGGCAGCACUUUUCUUGUCCAGCUGCCCACAUAAAUAUGUUAUGUGUCCAGAAAAUCACAGUAGAUAUGGCAACUCUAACUCAAACUAUGAAAGGUGUCAGGCAUGGAUCUUACUUUGCUUAUCUUUUAGAAUACAAUAUAAUGAAACCAUGUUGAUUUUUUAGGUUUCAGAUGUUUUUUUGUUACAUAUUAAUACUGAAUUUAUUGUAUUUGUGUAAUGCAAAAAGUACAAACUAUAAUUAUGCUGAUUACCAGUGUCUUAUUUUGUUGAACUUGUUUAUAACAUUGGUCCAUAGUUUGUACUAUUUAUAAUCCUAAUUUAUAGUCACCUACUGUGAAAUGCCUGAGGAAUUUAAGACACCAGACAACACCUUAACUUGGAAUAACAGACUAUUGACAAUGCAAGAAUACCUGUUCUAAUAUCAGAUCAUAUGACAGCAACAAAUUAUCUUGGAACUUCAAUCAAAGAACUGCUUGAAUAUUUAGCACAAGUGUUAUACAUUUUCCUCGACACUUUUCAAUGGUUCAUAUGAUAAUGCACACAUGCUCAUAGCAUUUUGAGAAAUGUAAAAAUCCACAAAUUAAAGUGAACUUGUCAUGACGGAUAUAAGUUUGCAGCUUUCUAACCAUCUCUCUUCACUCAUGUUAUACAAUUAAGUGUUUCUUCCUUUAAUACUGUUAAAAGAUCAUAUUUUAAUUUAUUUCUAUUACACCUGUUUCAUGCUGAGACCAUCAAUCAUGUUUUCAGUGGGUGUUACACUAGCUUUAAGAUACACCUCUCCCUAGCAUUUUGUCUUGGCUUUGUGUAAAUAUAAAAUCUGCUAUUUCUCUCCUCUCUCCGUGAUUGCUGCUGGUGCUGCUUUGACACAGAGCCUGCUCCUCCCCAAUCCCCAAUACUUCCCACUGCAGGCAUUGCUUCCCCUUAGGCUGGAUUCAAGCAUGAGGCACUCACAGAUGAGGAUUUCCCUGGUGACAGACAUGUAGUGCACAGGCUUCUUAACCCUUUGCUGAAUAACACAGAAUGAACUGAUGGAGAGGAGAGAUGGUUUUUUACCUCUGAUUUUAGAGAAAUCUAGACAUUUAAUAGCAAUUCUGCUACCAUAACAUGGAGAAAUGUCAUUCUCUAAGAUCUAAGAUUAAGUUGAGUUGUCAUGACAGGUACCCUUUAAGGUAGAUACAUUUUCAUUUUUCAAUGGUGUCAUGCAACAAACAAACAAAUAAACAAGAGAAGUAUGUAUUAAUUAGACUCAAUAAAAAAGCAAUCAUAUAAAUUGACUGUAUGUGAAAAGCAAGAAUAAAAAUGUCUGUGAUAGGAAAUAGCAAAGUGUGAUAGUCUGCCGUAUACCACAUUAUGCCACAGCUCAUACUUCCCAUAAGACAAACAUGGUUAUUUACUAAAGUAAGAAUUGCAGAGAACACAAAAUGAAUUCAAAGUUUUGGCUAAAAUAGUUGUCACUUCUGUUUUGUGUUUUGCUAUUUUGGCCUUAAAUUUUAAAUUAAUUUUGUGUUCGCUCUGAAUUCAGAUAAUUUUCACUUUAGUGAAAAAACCUGUUUACGGGCUUGCUGCCCUUCUUUUUGCUGCUGAUUGCAUUAAAACUUCAACACAACAGACAGAAACAAUGCAGCUUUAAAAGAUAGUAAAUGUGUUUAGAAAUUCAAUUGCAUAAAUAAAAUACCAUGCUUUUGUUCUGUAAGACUUUUUUCAGCUACACAAAUAGCUAACAGCAUGUUGAAAUGACCUAAAAUAUUCUGGAAAUACCCUGUCUCGCUGGCACAUCAUCUAAAAGAAGCCACACUUGAGCUAGCUACGUAGUACACUCCCCUCUCUAGCAACACAUUAAGACAUAAAUAGAGCCAUAGCAAAACAGUAAGUGGCACAGAGAAUUUGGGAAUAUAUAACACUUAAUAGAAAUGUGAAUGAGUUCCAUUGUAGUUUCUAAUGUGAUAGCACAGGCUAAUAUUGUUUGCUGUAUCUCCUGCGCUUUAAGACUCAAUUUAUUUUGAAAAAAUCACAAAUAUGUCUUUUUCAUUAUUAUCAUAUCCUUUCUUUUUAUAUCUUCACUUCAAAAUAUGGAGCUAUUCCUAUAUUGUAGUAAAUCAUAGAUAUUGGGAAUUACGCAAUUCUUUUUGUUUCUAGAAAACACGAUAUGCAUGUUUCAUUUACACUGUGCAGAUCUUGUUUGUUUAAUUUUACUGCAAUUUCUCGUUCAAUAAAGUUUGAGGGUUUUUUUCAAUAAUAACUGAGAAUUGCAAAUUUAAGACCACAAUAGACAAAUAAGAAACCUCCUUCAACUCAGCUUUUUUCCCAUUUCAACCAUUGUGACCUAAAAUUUACAAUUCCCUUACCAAUUUUCCACAGUUCAUGUUUCAGUAAAUAAUCCCUUAAGUGCUUGUGAUAAAAAGUUUUGAAGUUAGAAGAAUUCAAAUGUUACUUAGUGCCAUUUACUGGGAAAAAGGGAAUCAUGUAUAAAGAACAAAUGCAAGGAAAAUACAUAAAUAUGCUCCAAACAGCAUGACCAGCAUAAUCUAGUUUUGUUUUAAUAUAUCUGUAGUUUUAUAAAACAAAACGUUUUGGACUGUGAAACAUGUUUGAGAAAGUAACGUUGUCUAUCUCUUGUUCUAGGUCUUGAUGCUACAAUGGAUUGGAAGACAUUCCAAGGCCUUCUGAGUGGUGUGAAUAAAUACUCAACAGCAUUUGGACGAAUAUGGCUAUCUGUAGUUUUUGUAUUUCGGGUUCUUGUUUAUGUGGUUGCUGCAGAGAAAGUGUGGGGAGACGAGCAAAAAGAUUUUGACUGCAACACCCGACAACCUGGCUGCUCCAAUGUCUGCUAUGACCACUUUUUCCCUAUCUCCCAUAUCCGACUCUGGGCCUUACAGCUAAUCUUUGUUACAUGUCCAUCCCUUUUGGUGAUUAUGCAUGUAGCCUACAGAGAGGACAGAGAGAAGAAGAACAAGCUGAAGAAUGGAGAGAACUGUAAUAAGCUCUAUUCAAACACUGGCAAGAAACAUGGUGGCCUCUGGUGGACCUAUCUAAUAAGCCUCUUUUUCAAGACAGGCAUUGAAAUCACCUUUCUUUGCAUCCUGCAUAAUAUGUGGGAGAGCUUUUACCUGCCGCGCUUGGUCAAGUGUGCCAAUAUUGACCCUUGUCCUAACAUUGUUGACUGUUAUAUUGCUCGGCCCACGGAGAAAAAGGUUUUCACCUACUUCAUGGUGGCUGCCUCCGGCCUCUGCAUUUUCCUUAAUAUCUGUGAAAUAUCCUACCUUAUUAUAAAGAGGGUGAUGAAUUGUAUUAACAAGUGUCGAAAGUCCAGCAGUCACUCAGUCACCUACAGUAAAGCCUCCACCUGCCAAUGUCACGUCCAUCUUGACAACACUGAAAAGAAACCUUUAAACAAGACAGUAGAGUCUCUCCGUGCCUCUGCACCAAAUCUGACUUCUCUGUAGGGGACACUGGAGAAGCACAAUGUACAUGCUUAAACAAACACUUUCUGCCCAUUUUGGACAUGCAUCAUAUACUAUGUUACCAAAUACCUUAUAGCAGUUCAAGCAUUUUUUAUUGGAAACUUGUAUGCUGUCCAAAUCUGAGAUGUCAUGUUUGUAUAACAGGUGCCAAAAAAUGGUAUUUCCAGACUGUUUACAUUGCAAGAUAUAGCUCUACUGAUUGCACAAACCAAAGACAAAAGUAGAGCUAGAUGAAUACUAUAUGUCAUAAGAAAAUCGUGACAAGAGAACUAAAAGACACUUGUUAGAUUAUCAGCUCAUCUGGCUAAUCAUUUAAGAAGUAUGUGAUUUUGCAUUUCAUAGUUUGGUUUGUAGGUAUCAACAUCCUAAAACCAAUUAAGGACAGUUUCAUACAAAUUCAUUCUACACUGCCUGUAUGCCUUCAAGCUAUGUUCCGUUAAAAGGCAAUCGCAGCUCUUAUUGCUUAAAUGCUUAUAGUAAAUGAGGAAUGUGUGAUGCACGAGAAAAAAGUGGAAGAUUUAAAAGAAUACCAGGCAACAUAAUUUGAAAUGCUAAAUUAUGAAAUGGUGAAGACCAAGGGACAUUUACUACUACUAUUCUCAAAAAUCACAUAAUCUGAACACAAAAUAGCAGAAAUCACUGCCAGAUCUUAAAACAAAUAGCGUUAAAAUCUUAUGUAUAUAUGUUGUAGAUAGACCAGUAGCAAAUUGUACUUUUUUUUUUACAUAUCAAAUGAAUGCCAAGCACUGCUAAACUAAUUUCCUUUCUGCUGCUGUACUUAUCAUGUUAGUUUAUAAAGCUGGACUUAACUGCCCUGGAUGUGAUAUGCACACUUCUAAGUUAUAUCCAGAACAACAUAGAGCUGAAUGAACAAUAACAUUAGGGUUAUCAGUACAUUGCAAAGAAAUUACACUUUCCCCUGAAAUCAAGUGGUCAGCAGAAAACAAAAAAAUAUGAGCUGUUUUAGUGAAUUUUAAAAAAAAAGAUUGUAUUAACAGUUCUUAGUCUGAAGCAAAAUUAUGCUCUCAGUUCAUGGGUUCUACAGCUCCCAAUAUCAGUGUCCCUGUUGGAUGGGGGGAAAAGUUGGAGUCCUAUGAAACACGUCCCUUGCACCUCCCAAAAGCAGCAGACCCAUUCCAGACAGGCCCCUUGAAUUUCUGGCAGGUUAGCCUGGUGUGUAAUGUAAUUUCAUGCUGCCUGACAAACAAGCAGGUUGCUUUUUGGGGACAGUUAAGUGGUAUCCACAAAAGCACAACACCUGGGAUCAAAGCCAGGAUGGUAGGACAGGACCAAUAACUCAGGAUGAUUGGGAGCCAUGAGUUUCACAUGUAGAUAUGCACCUUACAUAGACUAAUUGUCAAUUUAUGGGGUUUAUUUACCAAAACAAUAAUUGUCUACAAUUGACAAAGAGAUUUCAUCUUUUGGGUCAGAUUACUUGAAUAGUAUUAAUAGCUUAGUUGAGGUUUUCCAAUUGAGCAAUUUUAGAAUACGAGUUAGAAAUCAUUUUUAUCAAUUAUCCACAAUUCCCAGUUUAGCGAACAAACCUCUGCAUAUUAGAUGACGAUCAUAACGAAAAUAAAAUAUUUGCUACCUGCUCACUGCCAGACACUCUGUUGAAGAGAUUGUUUAAGAUAACCAAAUAUAUUUUUUUCUACAGUUUUUAGAUAUUCGGAGGACAUCAUUCUUUCUGUCACCUCUGUAUUUAUUAUUUAUAUGAAAAACAUGUAUUUUAUUAAAAGUUGAAUUUUUUUAACAAGCAAAGGUUGUUUAAUUUAAUCAGUUCCAUAUGCAUGUAAAUGCUAGUAAGUAAAAAAGGACAUAUACAGCAAGUACAGAAGAGAUAUUUUUUUCACUGGAGAAAGAAUGACUCGGCACUCAUGCACAAAGGCCCAACAGAAGCCACCCAAGCUACAUGAAUCAAGAC
Messenger RNA from Pelobates cultripes (western spadefoot toad), 15898 nucleotides. The record is from the annotation of a GenBank genome assembly. NCBI's taxonomy places the organism in Eukaryota, Metazoa, Chordata, Amphibia, Anura, Pelobatidae.